Paecilomyces variotii is the source of this 1617-nucleotide messenger RNA. Its product is annotated as putative septin AspA. Gene Ontology annotation, cellular component: septin ring; cytosol; cell division site. Bases 340 to 1464 code for a protein of 374 amino acids. The transcript has 6 exons. Gene Ontology annotation, biological process: cytoskeleton-dependent cytokinesis. Gene Ontology annotation, molecular function: GTP binding; molecular adaptor activity; GTPase activity. Lineage: Eukaryota; Fungi; Ascomycota; Eurotiomycetes; Eurotiales; Thermoascaceae. The record is from RefSeq and is a predicted model, not a curated record.
CAGCAACUCCAUAAUAAUAAUAAUCAUUUACAUUCCAUCGCUCGUCCUGUUCCUGGCCGGGUGAUCGGCGUGAUUGGCCGAAUCUCGACCCGAGCGUGGAAAGGGGGAAACACUUGAACAGACGCUACGGCGGCCGGCCUCUCGCUCUCUCUCUCACUGCUGCUUUCCCCCUACGCUUCCCCCCUCAAAGGUUCCGUCAGGAGAAGCAUCUCCAAGCAACCCUUUUUCCUCUGCUGCUUUCCCUCCUCCCCUUCACUUCUUCUUCGUCUCUGCAUCCUUGACCUGCGUGCUGAUUUCGCCCCUGCACCUCGUCCGUUUCCCCCUUCCAUACCAGCCACCAUGUCGUCGGCACUGAACGCGAUCCGUCGCAAGAAGAAUGUCAAGAAGGGAAUUCAGUUCUGUCUGAUGGUCUGUGGUGCCAGCGGAACUGGACGGACGACCUUUGUCAACACGCUCUGCGGCAAGAAGGUUCUCGAGCACAAGGAUGCGGAUGAUGCGGCCAACGCUCACAUCGAGGAGGGCGUCCGUAUCAAGCCCGUCACCGUCGAGCUCGAUGAGGAGGGCACGCGCAUCUCACUAACCAUUGUUGACACCCCCGGAUUUGGGGACCAGAUUGACAACGAAGAGAGCUUCUCAGAGAUCGUCGGAUACCUGGAGCGCCAAUACGACGACAUUCUCGCCGAGGAAUCACGAAUCAAGCGUAACCCCCGCUUCAGGGACAACCGAGUGCACGCCCUUCUGUACUUCAUCACCCCCACCGGCCACGGUCUGCGCGAACUGGAUAUCGAGCUGAUGAAGCGCCUGUCACCCCGUGUGAACGUUAUCCCCGUCAUUGGCAAGGCAGACUCGCUCACCCCUGCUGAGCUGGCCGAAUCGAAGAAGCUAGUUAUGGAAGACAUCGAGCACUACCGCAUCCCCGUCUACAACUUCCCCUACGACAUUGAGGAGGACGAUGAAGACACCGUGGAGGAGAACGCUGAGCUGCGGGGAUUGAUGCCAUUCGCCAUCGUCGGUUCUGAGGACAUCCUGGAAAUCGGUGGUAAGAAGGUCAGAGCGAGACAAUAUCCGUGGGGUGUUGUGGAGGUGGAAAACCCCCGACACUCUGACUUCCUCGCCAUCCGCAGCGCUCUGCUCCACAGCCACCUGGCAGAUCUGAAGGAGAUCACCCACGACUUCCUCUACGAAAACUACCGUACCGAGAAGCUCAGCAAGAGCGUCGAUGGUACUUCUGGAGGUGCCGAUUCUUCUAUGAACCCAGAAGACCUGGCAAGCCAGUCUGUCCGUCUGAAGGAGGAGCAGCUCCGCCGCGAGGAGGAGAAGCUCCGCGAGAUCGAGCUCAAGGUACAGCGCGAGAUCAACGAGAAGCGACAGGAGCUGCUGGCUCGCGAGAGCCAACUGCGGGAGAUCGAGGCCCGUAUGGCACGCGAAGCAAGCCAGGCGGAGGAGCUCAACGGAGAGGCGUAGAUAAUACCCCGAAGGAGUGGCGCCAGGAGCGGGAACUGAUCCUGUGGUUCGAUACCGUCAAUGCUCUACGUGCUGUAAUUGCGCAGCCCCUCUUAUCGAGGAAGCGGAUAAGGCGUGAGAAUGGUAUUAUGGCGCUUGACAGCAUUCUAAAAG